Molecule: messenger RNA, 2772 nt
Organism: Halichondria panicea
Lineage: Eukaryota; Metazoa; Porifera; Demospongiae; Suberitida; Halichondriidae
Exons: 9
Coding region: 111-2489 (792 amino acids)
Molecular function (GO): protein binding
Source: RefSeq, a predicted model, not a curated record
GCAGAAGGGCCCACAGAGGAGGCUGCAACCAUACCCAGCAACACAGAUCUAUAUACUUCCUGUCUACUUCCGGCCAUUCUGCUAAUGCUUCCGUCUAACACGGACAGUCCAUGAAAUUGAGUUCACGUGAUCUCGUUCACAAUCCCCUUCCUCUACUAUCUAUGUUUAAACAUUGUUCUAGUGUUGCUUCAAGAAUGAUCAGUCGAUUGCUGUUUAUUUGGGGUGUCUCCUUUCUGUUGGUCCAAGGCCAAACCGGAGAGAACGAGGUUUUUGAUAUAUUAUAUGAGGCCCCUCAAAACAUUAGCGCGCCCAAAGGCUUCAACAUGAGUGUUGUUUGCCGUGGAAACGGGAAAAUUGUGUGGGAUUUCAACGACGUUCAAGUCAGAGGAGAUAUGAGAGUUGCAGAUUUUCGGGAUAUAGGAAUCUUCACAAAUAUUGAUCAGUUCAAUGAGUCUACAACGGUGAUUCUGGCGUCAGAUCUAACUGAUAACUAUCGUAUGGUUUGUCGAAUAGAACAGGGAAAUGUUGUUACUGGAGUCAAAUUUCAGCGGAGUUCUCCUGCGUACUUCAGUGUUUUUGGGAUGCCCUCUGCCCCUUCGAACCUCGAUAUAUCCACUCUAGGUCAAGAUUUCGUUCUAUCGUGGACUCCUCCAUUGAUUCGUGACGGGGAAAAUAUCACGUAUUUAGUCACGGUGCGGAAUGGAGACGAGUCACGCAUGACCACCGCUCUGAGUUCACCGUUCACCUUUAGUGAGAACCUUGGAGAGAGAGAUUGUCAAUCGUACGGGUUCACCUUGGUCUCCAUGAAUCAAGUUGGGCUCAGUACCAAUGGUGUCUUUGGGAGUAGAAUAGUGCCUACGAAUCCUCGGAUAAUCAGGAGCAGUGAAGUCAUGACAACUGUUUCAUUGGCUGGUGGUCCUAGAGCAACACUUGUGUUUAAUGCCCCUGCCCCGUGCUCAGACUAUCCUAUCACUGGAUACCAAGUUGCCUACAGUGCCUACAGUGACCCUAAUGACCUCUCGGUACCUCAAGAACAGCGUCGGACUCUUGCUUUCCCGCGCACUCAAACCCAGUUAGGUGACGUCAUCGAAUUGGGCACCUCUAACGGACUAGAGAUUGAUAGAUUGGUGCUGGUAGUAAUUACAGCUGUCAACAGUGCAGGGGAUACAGAAUCAGAGGAGAUUACGUUCCGAACCACCAGUGCCCAGUCAGCCAGUGUCACCAUCAACGACUCCUACAUUGGGACAGUCUCCUGUGACUUUGCCCCAGGCUCUACCGCCCAAGGCUGUAUGGUCUCGUUCACUCAAGUCGAUUCCAAUGGCAACGAAACGUUCCUCUUCAACCUCAACAUCAACAUAAGUCGGCCAACUGUCAAUGAUGUAGUUUUCGAGGAGGUUCCCGAUGGUUCCGAGAUUGUGUCUACGGUACGAGAUGUGCUAUCAGACGGUAGUCUUGGACUUGUCUCAGCCCCUGCUAGUGUGAUAGGACCGUUCACACCAACUACCCAACCACCCACGAUGAUAUCCAUCUCCACCGGCAGCCCCUCCAUUAGCCCACCGGUCUCACCCACACCACUAUCACAAGAGACCCUAUACAUUAUCAUUGGUGCUGGAGCUGGAGGUCUUCUUCUGCUCCUAUUGCUCGUUGUCCUCAUAGCGUGUUGUAUCUGCUGCUGCUGCUCCUCUAAACGCAGGAAAGCAGUGUAUAUGACUGACCCAAGAGCCGCAGAUGAACUCAGUGGUAACCAAGCCUACGGUGGCCUCCAACUCACAGGUGCCAAUGGAAUAGAUUCUCGGAGUCGAAACAACACGUAUAUUGCGAAGGGGAAUGGGGAUAUAACCGUGAGCGGAGUAGGCCCGACGUACGAGACAAUCGACGAUGCCAAGAAAGCAGCGCUAGAAAUGAAAGCGUCCAAUCCGAUUUACGCAACAGCAAAUAACGGUUCCCAAGCCAACCUUAUCGAAGGCUCAAAAACAAGCCUUGUUCCCAAUCCUGUCUACGCUGAUCCCCAGAACCAGAACCAGAGCCAGAAUCCAGCUGUUUCUGCCCUGAAUCCAAUCUAUUCUGGUGUUGGAGGAAACUCUACCCCCAUCUCAGUAGUUGGAGGACCAGCCCCUCAUCACAAUCCUGACUUCCCAUAUGUCUCUGAUACUCCACUGACCCCCAACCACGUCCCUCAACCCUCGGCUAACGGGGACCCCUCCCGUACCAACGGCGGACCACCUCACUCUCAAUCCACGGGGCUCCUGAAUCAAUCGGAGAGUACGGAUGUGGUACCACCGUAUGCCGACCCUGCGUACGCCUAUGCAGAGGUCAGAGGUUACUCAGGUGUGAGGGUCAGAAAUGCUGUGUCCUCAUCUUCGGAUCAAGAGAAACAAGCUCCGCUUCGAAGAAAUGAGUCGUACGGAAUGCUGACUACUAGUGCGUCACCGUUGACAACGUCACCCCCUCCGCUCCCCCCUCCAUUACAAGAAGACACAGUGAAUUGACCGUGCCCUUGUCAUCUUAUAAAUUACUGCAUAUUUGUACAAAACUGAGUUUAUGUAAUCUUGUAUACUUUUCAAUCAUUUUGUCUACCCACCAUCCCCAUGCACGUACUGUUACAUGUAGUAGUUUUCGAAUAUAAAUUAUCAUAAUUUUAUAUUGAAUAAUUUAUUUUUGUUUUUAUUUGGUAACAUACAUUAAUUUGUGUACAGUACAUCACCUCACCUCCCCUGCACCUCCAGUGAGAGUUCACUUUUUGAUAUGUGUGUUAUAACGUUGUAUUGCAUG